Messenger RNA from Ananas comosus (pineapple), 1120 nucleotides. RefSeq names its product cytochrome c biogenesis CcmF N-terminal-like mitochondrial protein 2. Gene Ontology annotation, molecular function: heme transmembrane transporter activity. The record is from RefSeq and is a predicted model, not a curated record. NCBI's taxonomy places the organism in Eukaryota, Viridiplantae, Streptophyta, Magnoliopsida, Poales, Bromeliaceae. Gene Ontology annotation, cellular component: membrane. Gene Ontology annotation, biological process: heme transport; cytochrome complex assembly.
AUGGAAAGAAAGAGACCAAAACUUCGCCUCUUUGUUGGACCGCCGGCGCGAACACAGUGGUCGGGGUGGCUGGUGGUUUCGGGAUCCCGUAGAAAUGCGUCUUUUAUGCCUCGGGUAUUAGCCACAGCUCGUAUUCAUUCAGUAAUUCUACCCCUUCAUCAUUCUUGGACCUCGCUUCUUAAUAUUUUGACUCUUCCAUGCUGUGUCUCAGGAACCUUUUCAAUACGGUCCGGAUUGCUAGCUCCCGUUCAUAGUUCUGCUACAGACGAUACACGAGGAAGAUUUUUAUGGUGGUUCUUCCUUCUAAUUACAGGCAUAUCGUUGAAUCUUUUCUACCAGAUGAAGCAGCAGGCAUCGGUCCUUAGAACCUAUAAAAAAGAGAUAGUUGUGGCGCGAAGUACUCUUGUGCACCUACGUCACUCGGCUCGCGCGCAACCCCGCCCCCUUAUGUUAUGGAAGAAUGACGCUUAUUGCUGGGCUGGUUAUUCAGAGCCAGCAAUUGGCUGCCGGAUUUCGUCCCGUCCGUAGCGCUUCGGAAGUCACUGUGGCGUGGCUGAAUGUAGAGCAGUCCGCUAGUUUCUUUGAUCCCACAAGGUCUUCCUUUUCAUUCGAUAAUCAACCGUCCUCCUAUGGAUCCCUUUGAUAUUAAUUUAUUGCAGGAAAGAAUUGAAACAAAAGUCACUUCCCUUAUCGAACAACAUGGACUUCAGUCCAUUUAUGGUGAUAAUUACACAUUCAUAGGACAGUGGUUACACGGAGAGAGUCAAAGUGUCGAUUUUCUGUUCUAUUUGUACACUGAUUUGAUCGAAUCGGGAAUAAACGGUUCUGCUUUCUACGAAGCGAUGAUGUGCUGGGUCCAAUAUUUUUGUUGCUAGUCUUUGGUUGGUUGGCAUUCCAAGUAGUAUAGAUCCCGAAUUACUCAAAUCCUUCUUAGAAAAAGGUGGCUUAACUAACGAAAGAAAGAUGGAACCAGAUGCUUCUUUAAAAGAAAGCGCUUUGCCUUACCUGUGAAUUGUAUACAAAAGAAAAAACGUGAUGAGCGUAGCCUACCUAAAAGAAGUACGCUAUGGUUCGACGGCCAAUGCGGCUUUCUCAUUCUUGUACUAGACCAACCUCUCGA